Salmo salar (Atlantic salmon) is the source of this 2473-nucleotide messenger RNA. RefSeq names its product protein YIPF5. Gene Ontology annotation, cellular component: membrane; trans-Golgi network. Gene Ontology annotation, biological process: vesicle fusion with Golgi apparatus; endoplasmic reticulum to Golgi vesicle-mediated transport; regulation of ER to Golgi vesicle-mediated transport. Lineage: Eukaryota; Metazoa; Chordata; Actinopteri; Salmoniformes; Salmonidae. The record is from RefSeq and is a predicted model, not a curated record.
GCCAAAUACCAUAGAAGAGUAGACCCGGAAAAACUUUCCUUUAGUUUUUUCUUGACACGUAUCUAGCAACGAAGUUGGCGGAGUCCAGUGUUGAAUAGUUCAUCGUUGCAGGUAACAACGACGGUCAAAAAUGUCAGGGUUUGACAACUUCAACACAGAUUUCUACCAGUCCAGCUACAGUGUAGAUGACCAAGGCCAACCUGCUGGAUAUGGCUACAGUAACACAGAAGACCCCUACAAACAGGGUCAGUAUGACUACUCCCAACCGAUGGGGUACUCAGCCCCAGGGAUGAUGCAACCCCAGCAGCCCUACACAGGCCAGAUCUACCAGCCCACACCAGCCUUCACACCUUCCCCCACACAGUCUAUGUACGGCAGCAGCUUUGAUGAUGAGCCCCCGCUGCUGGAGGAAUUGGGCAUUAACUUUGACCACAUCUGGCAGAAGACCCUAACAGUGCUCCACCCCAUGAAGGCAGCAGAUGGUAACAUUAUGAACGAGACUGACCUGGCUGGGCCCAUGGUGUUCUGUCUGGCCUUCGGAGCCACCUUACUUCUGACAGGAAAGAUCCAGUUUGGCUAUGUGUAUGGCAUCAGCGUCAUCGGCUGCCUGGGGAUGUACUGUCUCCUCAACCUAAUGAGCAUGACAGGUGUGUCGUUUGGCUGUGUCGCCAGUGUCCUGGGCUACUGCCUGCUACCCAUGAUCCUCCUUGCCAGCUUCGGAAUAAUUUUCUCUUUACAAGGCAUGUUUGGAAUAAUCAUCGCAGCCACCAUAAUUGGCUGGUGCAGUUUCUCCGCUUCCAAGAUCUUCAUCUCGGCCCUGGCCAUGGACGGACAGCAACUUCUGGUGGCGUACCCCUGCGCCCUCCUCUAUGGGGUGUUCGCCCUCAUCUCUGUUUUCUGAACUGUCUCCGUCUGUCUGUCAUCUACACCAUGCAGGAAAAUGGCCCAGCAAACCCAACUAACUUGAGGACCAGUAAGACGCGCCACUGUGCUGCACCCCCAUCACAGUGCAGUGGUGUGGCCAGAAACCCUGUCAGUUGCAUUCCACUUCUACACCCGCCGACAGGGGUCAGUUGUAGUAUCAAUUCCAAACCCUUUUGAUUCAGGACUAAGGACCCAUCCACGGACCUCUGCAAUCUUAUAUUUAAUGUAAAACUUGUUCUUUAUUCUGUUUGUGUUUUUGGUUCUAAGAUUUAUUUGAGCUUUUGAGGCUUAGAAAAUGUUUUGCACAGGUAUUUUAAAUUUUAUUCAACUGAAGCAGGUGACUUGAAAUUGAGUUGUUAGAAUAAGACCUUGUUGCAUAGUUAAUCUCUCUCUUAUAUCAACAGCCCUCUCAUUCAUACAUACACAUCUGGGUACUCAGAGGUCUCCUUACAACUCUGAAAAGACAUGUUUUAUAAACCUGCAAUCAUUUUCACUCCAUUUUCUGUCCCGUUAGCUCUUUCUUAGAACAAUUUAAAUUGCUGAAACGUGGCACUGACUGACCAAAGCUCUGCCUUGUGGCAUUCUUCAUUGUAUCCCCCCCCCCAUGUGGUCUGGGCUGUGUUGGUUAUGCAGCUUGUGUGAUUCUAAACUUUGGUCAGUCAAAGGGCCUGCGUGAUGGCACAGCUGUGUACACACUGCACACAAACAUGCACACACUCAAGUUAUGUCCAAAAUGAAUAAAAAAAGGUGAAUAGAUAUUUGUGAGGUUUACAUUUUAUUGUAAGAUUGUUUGUUGUUCAAGAUCACAUUAACCGCACUGCAGGGCUCUGGCCUACUGUGCUGUUCAGACUUUGUGUAUCCACAUUUUUUUCAUGAACAGAAUAGGCGUCACAAGGCUGUUAACGGUAUUGCACUACAGGCCGGUCAAACCACACAAGAAGUAUCUCGCAGAUCCUUGGCGAUUUUCUGUGUCUUAACCAUUAUUCCCAUGACGUUUGUAUUUGAUUGGUUUUCUAUUUUUCACCUGAAGGCUAUGAUGCAUUGUUGAGCUUGUUUUUUGGCUGCAGGUUGAUUAUGGCACACUAGAUUGCAUUGAUUAACUGUUGUCAUAGUUUGUCUUUUACUGUUCACUUUGACUGACUACAAUGUGGGUGUGAAUUUUGGUUUCACUGUUAAUGAGCACGGUUUUAUGGUCAUCAGUGUUUUUUUCUCAGUUUUCCUAUAACUUUGUUUCUUGUGCUAAACCUGAGCUCCUGGAGGGAUGCCAUUUUAUGUAGCCUUCCUAAGAAUAAUGAAUAAUGCAAGAAAAUUAAAUGCAGUGCUUUAUUUCAACAAACUGUACACAAGGGUAUACUUAGCAUUUCAACCAAGAGCCAUUUAUAGUGCUGCUCUUUUAUGGCCAAGUAUUUAUAUACUGUAUCAUUUGUUUUUGUACAGCUAAAAAGUCCCACGGUUCUUUUGUCAUGUUGAAGUUCUUGAUAAAUUGGCAAAGCGUCGUGCUUGUGUGGUUUUUAUCGGCCGCUAUCUAAAUAAAAUAUAGGUCGAUACA